CAGCUUCCAAACUUCAGCUCAGCUUGUCAGCUGCGUCCAAUUAUGCGCAGCAAUGGUGGUGAAAAGUAUCCUAGAAAUCGUCUCCUGCUGUUGCUUCGAAAAACUGGUCCAGCCUGAUUGUGCAUAGCAUGGGCCCUCACAUGAGCUCUGUAGCGGCAAGCUGCAUCAUGAGGUUUCGUUCCGCAAGCGGUGCAUAGCGAGAGCCUUUUCAUCAUAGUGUCGACAGAUCCACAACAAGCUUAGCCUCUUUGGGCGUCCUGGCAGACAAAGAUUCCGGUUGAAGAGCUGUGUCUGACUCCAGAUCAAGACCUUCAAUGAGCUGAGGAGGUUCAGCACACCAGCAUUGACAUGUGAAUCAGUACACAGUGCACAACCUUACACCGGCUAAACUCUUCCAGCUGGUGCCUUGUGAGAGGCUCUAGCCCCCCAAAACUUGCCCCAAGAGGAUGAGUGCCUCUGUCGCCCUACAGACUCUGUUGACUCAGACGUUGGGCAUAGCAGUGCCGGUCAUCAAUGCACCGAUGGCUGGGAGGCCUAAGCCAGUCGCAGGAGCAGAACUAGCGGCGGCUGUCGCCAGGGCCGGGGGCUUGGGUCUCAUCGGGGCGGCCGCCUGCACUCCGGUGCAACUGACUGAGGAGUUUGUUCAAGCGCAAGCGUUGCUCGGAGCUGGCGCAGACCCGCAACAUGCUGGCAUCGGGCUGGGGCUAAUCAAUGCAUUCACCGGCCCGGAGCUUUUGCAGGCUGCCAUCGACUGCCAGCCCCGUGCCAUCUGGCUCUCCUUCGGUCCAUUCAAGGAGCUGGCGCCCCCUAUCAAAGCCGCAGGCAUCAAGCUGAUCUGUCAGGUGCAAACGCUGGAGCAGAUUGGUGACGUGUUGCCACUCGGCGCUGACGUCAUCGUAGCUCAGAGUUACGAGUCGGGGGGCCAUGGCGCCAGUCACGCUACCACCUUCUGCUUCGUUCCCGAGGCUGUGGACUUCGUCCGGGAGCAGUGUGAAAAGGCCGGACGGCCCCCCGUCCCGGUCGUCGCGGCUGGCGGCGUGACCGACAGUCGACAGAUAGCGGCCGUCCUCGCUCUGGGGGGCGACGGCGUAGUGCUGGGCACGCGGCUCCUGGCCACCCCCGAAUGUGGAUCACGCGCUGAGGAGAAGGAGGCCGUCGCGGCCGCGGGUUCGGACGCGUCCGAAACGCCAGCGACGGUGCGGACACGGCUGUACGACGACCUGAGUUCGCUGCCAUGGCCACAAGAAGUGAACGGCCGCCUCCUUCAAAACAAGUUCAUCGCCGACUACGGGGCCCGAUUGGCCGGCACUCCCCCGGCAGAAAGAGAGACAGUGAAAGCCGAGGCCAUCGAAGUCCUCAAGCGGAGCGACUUCGACCGUGACGUCUCUGCGGUGUACUGCGGGGCGGGGGUCGGGCUGGUGCGCAAGAUAGAACCGGCCGAGGUGCUGGUGACGUCACUUGUGACGGAAGCGAAGGCCCGGUUGCAGAGACUCGGUGCGGAGUUGGCAAAGUGACCGGUGGGCUCGGCAGCGGCGAGCCCUUGUGCGUCACGGUCGUGAACCUGUAACAUAGAGCUAUGUAUGCAGAAAUAUGGCAUUACGAUGGGCGAUCACAGUGAAGAUGAGUUUUUCUUGACGAUAGGUCUACAGUCCAGGCGGAUAAUACGACUUUGACUUGCUUUAGGGUGUAGCAUGGCCGGAGAAUUUUGGAUAGCGCACAGAACCGGCUUUAAGACAAUCACUAUGCCUCACGAAUGGCCUUCAAAAUUAUAUCGGGGGCUCGAGCAGUUUUGAUAUGCUCGCAACAUAUCAGGUAGUUUUGAUAUGGCCUUGUAAUGGCACAACAUUGAUCCUUGUUAAGUCGGAAUUUGGCAUCCCCAUGACAUGCUUGAAGCUUGUCACAGUCUAAUUGAAGGGCUU
This is a messenger RNA of Klebsormidium nitens, 1919 nucleotides long. The record is from the annotation of a GenBank genome assembly. NCBI's taxonomy places the organism in Eukaryota, Viridiplantae, Streptophyta, Klebsormidiophyceae, Klebsormidiales, Klebsormidiaceae.